AUGGCACAAACAGCUCAAGAUGCCAUCUUAAAGAAGCCCCAUGUAGCCUUCCUCUCAUUUCCAUUUGCAAGUCACCCAAUGAGUCUUAUCACCUUCGCCCGCCGAAUAGCGGCGGCGGCACCGCAAAUAACGUGCUCGUUCUUCGGCACAGUGAAAUCUAAUGGUACAAUCUUUGCCAGCAUUGGUGAUGAUGAUGAAGGUCUUCAAAAUCUAAAAGCUUAUGACAUAGACAAUGGAAUUUCAGAAAACUAUGUUUUCAAAGGGAAGCUAUUGGAAGAAAUCGAGCUUUUCAUGAAGGCGGCACCGACGAACUUUAGAAAGGGUAUGGAGGUAGCAGAAGAGAAGGAGAAGAAGAAGAUUACUUGCGUUUUGAGUGAUCCCUUCCUAUGGUUUGCAGGGGAGCUGGCGGAGGAGAUGGGAGUCCCUUGGGUGGCGGCUUUUUCCGGCGGUCCUUUUUCACUUACCACUCAUCUCUAUACUGAUCUUAUCCGCUCUACCAUAGGAGUUGCUCCAAAUGGAAAGGAAGAUGAAACACUCGAUUUCGUUCCAGGUUUAUCAGCAUUACGGGUUCGUGACUUGGUAGAUGGACUUGUCUCUGGGAACUUAGAGUCUAUAUUUGCUCGUAUAUUAGAUCAAAUGGGCCAGUUGCUGCCACGGGCAACUGCGGUUUGCAUCAAUUCGUUCGAGGAAUUGGAUGCGACGAUCAUCGAUACCCUCAAAUUGAAGCUCCAAAGGUGUCUCCCAAUUGCACUCUUCAAUCCUGAAUCAAAUUUGGAUAAAAAUGGAUGUCUCCCAUGGUUGGAGAAGCAGAAACCUGCUUCAGUAGCAUACAUUAGCUUUGGUACAUCAGCUUCUCUGCCACCCCAUGAAUUGGUUGCCUUGGCACAAGGACUAGAAGCUAGUAGAACACCAUUUUUAUGGUCUUUAAAGGACACAUCUCAAUUACCAAAGGAAUUCAUAGAUAAGAUAUCAAAGCAUGAGAUUAAUGGACUUAUAGUCCCAUGGACUCCUCAAUUUUGUGUCCUACAACACAGAGCAGUAGGUGUGUUCUUGACACAUUGUGGAUGGAAUUCGGUAUUAGAGAGUUUGAUAACUGGAAAGCCAAUGAUCUGCAGGCCAUUCAUGGCAGACCAAUGGACCAACAGUCGUAUUAUUUCUCAUUUGUGGGGGAUUGGUUUACAACUCGAUAAUGGGGUUUUCACCAGAGAUGGAAUCAUUAAGGCACUGGAUUUGGUUUUGUUCAAAGAAGGAAGGAAAAUGAGGGAGAUUGGUGAGGCCCUUAAAGAGUUGUGCAAAAUUGGAAUGGGACCCAAUGGUAGCUGCACUAGAAAUUUUAAUUCUCUCUUGCAAUUACUUUCUACUACCUAAUACCACAACGAAU
Telopea speciosissima is the source of this 1381-nucleotide messenger RNA. Its product is annotated as anthocyanidin 3-O-glucosyltransferase 7-like. Gene Ontology annotation, molecular function: UDP-glycosyltransferase activity. The record is from RefSeq and is a predicted model, not a curated record. The transcript has 2 exons. Lineage: Eukaryota; Viridiplantae; Streptophyta; Magnoliopsida; Proteales; Proteaceae. Bases 1 to 1368 code for a protein of 455 amino acids.